Molecule: messenger RNA, 3151 nt
Organism: Xenopus tropicalis (tropical clawed frog)
Lineage: Eukaryota; Metazoa; Chordata; Amphibia; Anura; Pipidae
Gene: ptpn12
Product: protein tyrosine phosphatase non-receptor type 12
Exons: 15
Coding region: 239-2329 (696 amino acids)
Cellular component (GO): cytoplasm
Molecular function (GO): protein tyrosine/serine/threonine phosphatase activity; non-membrane spanning protein tyrosine phosphatase activity; phosphoprotein phosphatase activity
Source: RefSeq, marked provisional
GUGCAAGGCUGGGAGGUGUGUGCUGCUCGGUAGAGGGAUUAAAAGAAGCCUUUUCACUGAAUGGGAUGAGAGGACAUCAUUUCCUCAUGGCUAGGGGCUGAGGAAGAGACUGUCUCCCCCACCCUGAGCAAGACAGCAGGGUGGCUGGGUUUUCAUCGUGUGGGCUAUUGGUUGAAGGUACCGGGUAUUUGGUUGCUCUGAAAUUGGUGAGAUGUCAGACGAGCUGCCGUUUUCCAAGAUGGAUCAAGUAGCGAUCCUAAAGUCUUUUAUCCAAAGGGUGCAGACCAUGGAUAUCAAAGAUCAGAAUGGAGAGGAUAACUUUGGCUGCGAUUUUAUGAAACUUAGAAGACUGUCAACUAAGUACAGGACUGACAAGAUUUAUCCUACAAUUACUGGCGAAAAAGAAGAAAAUGUUAAAAAGAACAGAUAUAAAGAUAUUCUACCAUUCGAUCACAGCAGAGUACGACUUGCACUAAAAGUUCCAUCACAUGAAUCCGAUUACAUCAAUGCAAAUUUCAUCAAGGGAGUACAUGGGCCAAAAGCAUAUAUUGCCACCCAGGGACCACUACCAAACACAGUAAUAGAUUACUGGAGGAUGAUUUGGGAAUAUAAUGUUGCUAUAAUUGUAAUGGCUUGUCGUGAAUUUGAAAUGGGACGGAAAAAAUGUGAACGAUAUUAUCCUAAUUAUGGAGAGCAGACCAUAACGUUUGGUCCAUUUCAUAUCUCUUGUGAGAGUGAAGAGUCUAGAAAAGAUUACUUUGUUAGAACACUGUUAUUGGAAUUCCAGAAUGAAACACGUACAAUUCAUCAGUUUCAUUAUGUAAACUGGCCAGACCAUGAUGUUCCAUCAUCAUUUGAUUCUAUUCUGGAUAUGAUUGGCUUAAUGCGACAUUACCAGGCUCAUGAUGAUGUACCUUUAUGUAUACAUUGCAGUGCGGGUUGUGGGCGGACUGGAGCAAUAUGUGCAAUAGACUACACGUGGAACUUGCUGAAAGCUGGUAGGAUACCAGAAGAGUUCAACGUAUACAGCUUGAUUCAAGAAAUGAGGACGCAACGACAUUCAGCAGUUCAGACAAAGGAGCAGUAUGAGUUGGUGCACCGUGCCAUAGCCCAGCUAUUUCAGAAGCAGCUGGAAGUGUAUGAAAAUGAAACAGGAAAAAUUGUUGAUGGCUUGGAGGACAACAACAUCGAUGAUAAUAUACCUUCAGAGAAUGAAAAAACAGACUCACCCCCUCCAAAACCCCCAAGAAUCCGGAGUUGCCUCGUAGAAGGAGAUGUGAAGGAAGAAAUCCUGCAGCCCCCCGAACCCCAUCCUGUACCUCCAAUUUUGACACCAUCGCCACCUUCUGCCUACCCAGCGGUCACUACUGUAUGGCAAGAUUGUGAUCGCUAUCAUCCAAAACCAGUUCUACACGUGCUGUCAUCGAAUAAUCCAACAGAUCUGAAUGAAAAUUAUAGCAAGUCUGGAGAACUGAUUGGGAAGAAUGAACCUACUGUAGAGAAGAAACUUGAGCGCAAACUGAGCUUUGAUAUAAAGAAAGUCCCUCUCCAAGAGAGCCCUAAAAGUUUUGAGGGGAGCACAGGUUUGCAAAGGGGAUUGGGCAUGAAAAUAAAAUCUGCUUCCUCCUAUGCAAUUGAUCAGUCUUCAAAAAUCCCAGCAUCUGGUUCUUUGGAGUCUAUAGUGGGUUUGUCUUCAAAUAGCUGCACUGGCUGUACAAGUUCCAAACCAUCAAAACCCAUACAAGGGCUUUCACAUCAAAGAGACUCUGAUCCGCCCUCAAGACCAGAUCAUUUGCCACUGGAAAAAGGACUUUCAGUGUCUUCUGGAAUGUGUAAAAAUGUGUCUUCCACUGCUGAAAUCCCUUUAGCUUUGUGCCCUUGUUAUUCUGGAAGUACUAGCACUGUCCUGUCCUGUCCAACCCAGAGUCAGAUUGAUGAUCGCAGUACUCUUUCACUUCAGGCCCCACUGUCCUUUACUAACCCUCUGCACUCUGAUGACUCUGACAUAGAAGAGGGGAAUUCUUAUGGAUCGAUGACAAAAAGUUUGUCUAAUAUAUCAACCGCAAGUGCCACUGUAUCUGCUGCUUCUGCAGCUGAAAAUUCAUCAGCUAGGAAAGUAGUACCGAUGUCAAUUGCUAGACAUGACUCUCCGAGCCCUAAACACCCCGAAGCUGAAAAAAAUGCUACACAAGAUCAGCAUGGUGAGGCCAUGUCACAGACCCUGCUUUUUAAUUCCAAUGAUGUGAAAGAUCAACUGGCAUCCCGACCAGGCUCCAAUGUCAGUGAUAACUCUAGAGCAUUUCAAGAUCUCCCUUCACAAAGGACAUGAUGGAAGUGUUGAUUUGUGGCUCCAAGACUUGCUGUUCCUAUAAAUGUCGACGUAGGACACUGACUGGUCCCACCCUUACAGUGGACACUGGAUGAACCUACAUACCACCCUUGUUGCUCGUGGAAAAACUAGUACCAAGACAAGACACUGAAGAGACAUUGCUGUAGCACAGAGAAUAAACGUGCCAUUGACAGCAAAGUAUUCCAUAACUAUCCUAUUCCUUCAAUUGAGAUUAACAUACCUGAUGGUACAUUCUACUGUACAAUUCCAUAUAUAUUGUUAAUAUUAUUUAAAAUGGGGGAAUCUAGUAUCAAAUGCAAACGUUUAUAUGCUGGGACCAGAUACCUGCCUUAUAUAACACUUAGGUUAAACAGAAUAAGUAUUACAUACGAUUUUGUAACGUAAAGUAUUAUUGCCUUAAUGUCUCUUAACCCUGUUACACAAGCUGCUUGUAGAUCUGUUAAUAUAGUCAGACUUUUAUGAUAGUUUGCAGACUACUCUUUUUGCUAAUUUUUGAUUACAAUGUAUGCCUCCUUUUGUAUUUGUACAGGGCAAGCAGGUAUAUAUUUGACAACAUUACAGUCAUAAACUAUUCACAGAAGAUGUAAGAAAUCUCAGCAUGGUCUUAAUCUGUUCUUUAUACAGAAUGUAAAUUAUUGGCCCUGAUAUUUUUAUUUUGUUUUUUUUUUGUUUUUUUUUAAUCGUCCUAGCUGGACAACAGAAUUCAGCAGUGCAGGUUAUAACCGACACGAUUGUAAUACACUUUGUAAAUUGUAAGCUAAAAGUUAUUUUUAUAUUAUACACAGUCUCUGGUUAAGAAUC